AUGGCAAUCCACAAUAUGGGUGAGUUGUUACAUAAAGGUUUUUGAGAUACAUGGCUUUUUGUCAGUCCAGAUAAAGGCAGCAAGUUUGUAAUAAAUACAGUAGUUUGGGAAGGACAUUCAUUUUGAUAGCCGUUAAUGCUCCGAGUCAUGAGAUGGAUACACUGGUCCAAUGGCAACAAAAUUUUGCUUAAUUUUCUAACAAAUGAGUAAGUGGUUUCUUGGAGAUGGGCAAAUCAAAGUUUAACAAUUUAAUAGAAUGAUAUAGCAGAUGAACAUGGAUAGCUUCAGACUUAGAAACUUUUCCUUUAUAGUUCGAUAUGGAGGAAUAAUGUUCUAAUACAAACAAAUGUGGUAGUGAAGUCAUUAGUUGUCUUAACACAAGAAAAAAUGUCAGCAUAAGCUUCAGUUUGGAACAUAAUACCUGAGAUUUUUGUGUGCUGGUGAAUAGUAAAAAGUAAUUGUUCAAUGCAUAAGACAAAUAAAAGUGAGAAAUAAGGAGGAGGAACCAGGAUAUUCAUCUAGGCAGUUGGUUUAUAGUAGAAGGCGAAUAGAGUGUUGUAAAAUGUCAGGAAAAAGUCCACAUGCUCUGAGUGACAUGAUAUGAGUGAAGGGACAGAUGAGUCUAAGUUUUUUCAAUGUCUAAAAAGAGGAAUAAGAAUGGUGAUUUUUAGUUUUGGUCAUAUAUAAGUAAGUCAAGGCACCCGUAUGUCUUCUAGGGAUAAGGUUGGCUUAGUUGGAAUGAUGCAAACAGUUCCAUAAGGUGGCCAGGAUUGUGGUAAAAAUGUAGUAAUUCAAAUUAAGAAAAACAAUGGGUCUAUAAUGGAAGGGUUCGUCAGAGGGUUUGUUGGGCUUGGCAAUUAAUGAGAUUUUAGCAAGUUGCAUGCCAUCUGUAAGUCUGCAAGCCAUCCAUGAAGGCAUGAUAGAGCUUCUGCAGUCAUGGUGUAAGGGUGCCAGACAAUAGGUCAAGGGCAUCAACUUUGAAAACGGUACCAUGCAGCUUAGGACAAGUUUCCAGAAUUUGAGGUUUUCAAACAACAGAUCGAUGACAUCUGCUUUGGAAUCAUUACAAUGUAGCAUAGAGCAAAAUCCAGAACUGUUACAGACUGUAGUAUGAGCAUAUUACAAUAUUAAGAUACACUUAACCCCCAACGUGCUUCACCACCCCGUGGCCCCAGCAAAAGUCACUGAUAAAACCAUUGAAUGGCGAAACGCCCAAGCGCAUCUUUCUGGCAAUCUUUAUGUAAGUAUAACUUUUUUCAACAUAUGAGGUAAAGCAGAGUAGGGAAUACUCAAAGUUCUCGCUGGAGCAAAAAUCACAUGUAACACGUAUCAUUUAUCUUACUGCGUAACAUUUCGGUAUCUUUGGUCACAUUAAGCCAUGCAUUUUUCUUUACUACAGUGUCUAGCCAUUGUUUGUAUGUCACUUAAUUGGUUUUAGGUCAUGGGCUGACCUCUCAUUGUUUAUUUAAGACAAUCAGCUUUCAAAAGGGUGCCAGAGAAGAUUUUAUAGUAUGCACUGGUGAAGCUGUCUAGACCAGGGACUUUGUUUUUGUUUUCUUUUUUCUUAUUGGACAUAUGCGAUUAAUUUCGUUCUGAAUGUAUAUUCAUACAAAUUUCAUGCCAUUCGGACAUUCGGAUGCUCAUGAAUGUCCGAAGUGAUGAAGUUCGGUAGUUCGAAAGUGCCUAAGUGAUUCGGAUUUCUGAAAAGUGGCAAAACAAGAGAGAGGAAGGGAAAAUUAUGUGAAUGAUGACAGGAAUCUUGACCAAUAAGCUAAUUCCCUUUGUGUGAUGUAAUGCUUGCUUGCCCAAUACGGUUUCACUAUUCCCUGUCCAAUGAAAUGAGCACAUUUUUGUGAUUGAUGUUAGAGGAUAGCCAAUUAUUUUUAUUAUUUUCAUUGCCAUUUAUAUAGCGCCAAAAGAUUCCGUAGCGCUUUACAAUAUUGGUGAUUUUCUCACUGAUACUUGGCCAACAAAGACACACAGAAUCAUUGAGGUGGGAUAGUAUAUAAAUCAGGCUGUCAGGGUGUUGGCUUGGAUUCAUGUGACCAGUAGAUAUGUGCGAUUCGUUUCGUUCUGAAUGUACAUUCGUAUGAAAUUCAUGCCAUUCAGACAUUCGGAAGCUUACGAAUGUUCGAAGUUCCAAAGUGCCGAAGCGCCGAACCGAAUGCCAUUGGUGCAAAUUUUUUUACUUUCUGAACCAAACCAAAUUUUUUGCCCAUGCACAUCCCUAUUUCCUAUAUCUCUAGCUGAAUAGGAAGAUCCAAGAAAUCUUUGUGGUGUUAAAGGGACCCUAUAGUCACCUAAACAACUUUAGCUUAAUGAAGCAGUUUAUAGAUUAUGCCUCUCAGGUUUCACUGCUUAAUUCACUGCCAUUUAGGGGUUAAAUCACUUUGUUUCUGUUUAUGCAGCCAUUGCCACACCUCCCCUGGCUCUGAUUGACACAGCCUGCAUGAAAAAAAAAACUGGUUUCAUUUUCAUUUAGAUGUAAUUUACCUUAAACAAUUUUACAAUUUUACCUCUUGCUCUGUAAAUUGAACUUUAAUCACAUAAAAAAGGCUCUUGCACGGUCUAGCAAGCUUUAACAUAGCAGGGGAUAAGAAAAUCUAAAUUAAACAGAACUUGCAAUAAAUGAAGGAUAAACAUUAGAUGACUCUUUACAGGAAGUGUUUAUGAAGGCUGUGCAAGUCACAUGCAGGGAGGUGUGACUAGGGUUCAUCAACAAAGGGAUUUAACUCCUAAAUGGCAGAGAAUUGAGCAGUGAGACUGCAGGGUAAUAAUGUAUACACCAAACCGGUUUCAUUAAGCUAAACUUGUUAUGGUGACUAUAGUGUCCCUAUAAGUAAAUUUGGAAGGUCAGCAGCUUGGAAAAAUGUUUGAAUUUCAUUGUUAUUAAUAGACUCACUAAGGACUGAGGGAAGUGAUGAAGAAAGGCUGAAAAGGUUUUAAUAAAUUAUUGUAUAACUCUUAUAGGUUCAGUUACUGUAGUACUAGUAACUGUGUGGAGGGAAGUGAUUGAGGUUUCUCUGAAAUCUGAAUGGUGAGCUGUGUUUGAUUUUUUUUUAUAGUAGAAUUGUAUAGUGAGUUUUAAUGCUCUGGCUGUAUCUCGCAAAGUAAGGGUCUGCUCUAGUCUUGAGAAGUACAUGAAGCAACAUAGGUGAGGAUGUACUUUUAUGUUUUUGUUUCAGUUCAGUUGAAUUUGAAGAAGAUGCGGUUGUGCAGCUUUAACUGUAUGUUGUGUUUCUAUGGCUUUGAGUCUUUUUCAGAAACUGUCUUAGGUGUGGCCCAAAAAGGGGGAGCAUUAAAGACUGAACCUUUAUUUAGAGCAAAAUAUUCAGUAAUUUCUUGUCAAUAUGCACAAUUGAGUUGUACACUAAAAAGUCAUUAAGCUUUCAAGCCCAGUGUCUGUGUUAGAUUACUUAAUUAAUAAACUAAUAUCUGCAUGAUCUGACCGAGUGAUUGAAUGGAUUGUUAAUAUUGAUACAAAAAGGACACAGUCGUGGGUCACAAAAUGAGGUCAAUGCGUGAAUAAGACUGAUGUGGAUUAAAAAAAUAGUCUUUUGCCAAAGGAUGCUGAAGUUGCCAGAUGUCUAACAAGUUGUGUUGCUGACAAACAAAUAACUUGACAUGAUAAUUUGACAAAACAAAUAAGUCUUCACCUAAAAAAAUAGAAAAUGUUAUUCAAGGAAACCUGGGUGGUCAUUGAAGCAUUAAGCAAAAAUAUAGGUGUAAUUAUUAUUAUUAUUAUUAUUAUCUCCAUUUAUAUAGCGCCAACAGAUUCCGUAGCGCUUCACAAUAUUAUGAGAGGGGGGAUUUAACUAUAAAAGGGACACUUACAAGAAAACUUACAGGAACAAUAGGUUGAAGAGGACCUUGCUCAAACAAGCUUACAGUCUAUAGGAGGUGGGGUAUAAAACACAUUAGGACAGGAAAUAGCAAUCAAAUAAGGUGGGAGUGAAGCAGAGCUGGAGGAGAGAGUAGAGUUCUGCCCUUUAGGAGAGAGCAAGAAACAGGUAUGUAAGGUGGAGGUUACUCUGGGAGGCCAUAAGCUUUCCUAAAGAAAUGGGUUUUAAUGCACUUUUUAAACAAUUGAAAAGUCUUUCCAGAAGCUUUAAGGAAAAAAGGAGCAGGGAUAUGGGACGAUAGUUAGUGGGAGGACGGGUCAAGAGAUGUUUUUUUCAAGAUAGGUACUACAGUGGCAUGUUUAAGGUCAGCAGGGACAACGCCAGAAGAGAGAGAGCAGUUGAAGAUGUGUGUUAAGGAAGGCGCAAGACAAGGGGAGAGAGAUCUGAUGAGGUGAGACGGGACAGGAUCGAGCGGACAAGUGGUGGGCCGAGAGAAAAGGAGAAGCGCAGCCACCUCGUGUUCAGUAGCCGUGUGGUUGAGAAAGAGAACGGCAAGGUGGGGAGAAUUCUUUCCUUAGCUGUUCAAUCUUAUCGGUAAAGUAGCAUGUAAAGCUAUCGGCUGUAAGGUUAGUUUGGGGGUGGUCACAGCAGGGCAAAGAAGAGAGUUAAAGGUGUCAAAGAGAUGCCUGGGAUUGUGGGAGCAUGAACUAAUGAGAGAGGAAAAGUAUGACUGUUUGGCGAGGGCAAGGGCUGCACUGUAUGAACACAAUAUGAAUCUAUAAUGUAGAAAGUCUGACUUGGUGCAAGACUUCCUCCAGGAGCAUUCAGCACAAUGGGAGCAACUUUGCAGAUAGCGUGUUGAUUUAGUAUGCCACGGUUGGGGACGUGUACUCCUCGAGGUGCCUGUUUGGAGUGGGUUUGUAGCAGUAAUUAUAGAGCAGAUACAUUUGUACAUGAGUGCAUAUGCUAAAAAUUCAAUCAAGGGGCAGAUUUUUGGGGUUAUUCUUCCGGGAGGUCAGUGGGCCCAUCUGCUAUCAACCUAUGUCUAAUAUAAUAUAUAUAAAGGUAGAUUAUAGCCUUAUAGUAUUGUAAUGCUAUAGAUGCAGAGCUAAGCUUUCAAGCUGUAUUUGUUAAGAAGCUCUCCCUCUCUGAAAGCAUGUUUUGGUGUAUAGAACAUGCCCCUGUAGCCUCACUGCUCAAUCCUCUGCCAUUUAGGAGUUAAAUCCCUUUGUUUAUGAACCCUAGUCACACCUCCCUGCAUGUGACAUGCACAGCCUUCCAUAAACACUUCCUGUAAAGAGAGCCCUAUUUAGGCUUUCUUUAUUGCAAGUUCUGGUUACCGUAAUUAAGAUUUUCUUAUCCCCUGCUAUGUUAAUAGCUUGCUAGACCCUGUAAGAGCCUCCUGUAUGUGAUUAAAGUUCAAUUUAGAGAUUGAGAUACAAUUAUUUAAGGUAAAUUACAUCUGUUUGAAAGUGAAACCAGUUUUUUUUUUCAUGCAGGCUCUGUCAAUCAUAGCCAGGGGAGGUGUGGCUAGGGCUGCAUAAACAGAAACAAAAUGAUUUAACUCCUAAAUGACAGUGAAUUGAGUAGUGAAAUUGCAGGGGAAUGAUCUAUACACUAAAACUGCUUUAUUUAGCUAAAGUAAUUUAGUUGACUAUAGUGUUCCUUUAAGAACUGUCUGUCUCGAUACCUUCUUCGGUCUACGUCACACCGAAAGACUAACCAAUAAAGAUAAGAACACAUUCUAUCAGAGCAUUGUCGACUUCAUGGGCUAACUGGGAAGAGGUUCCAAACGUUGAUAUUUGCAGAGCAGCCACUUGGUCUUCCCUGAUGACGUUCAUAAAACACUACAAACUGGACGUGACCUCUUCUUCCACCUGUCUGCGGUUGAUCUAUCUACGGUUUCUUUAUCCCACUGAUAUUAAAUGACUUUGCGGCAAGAGUGUCUGAAUAGUGUUUUUUUCUCCGUUUCUUUAUUCCCACCCUAUAUUUCCGUGAGCUUCAGUAUUACCCAUAGGUGAUGCUGCCAUGAUUAGCCAGCAAUAGUGAAAAUUUAUAACAAACUUACUGUAAUUUUCUUUUCCUGGCUAUUUCUCAUGACAGCAUCAGGGUUCCCGCCCAUUCUUUUAUUUUUCAGCUUUAGAAUUGGACGGUGGUGUAAGGGGAGGAGGGACUCUUUAUACUUAGUCUAAUUAAUCUUAUUAAUCUUAUUAAUUCCUGUCCUGUGACUGCUAAGGGAGGAGCUACCCAUAAGUGAUGCUGCCAUGAGAAAUAGCCAGGAAAAGAAAAUUGCGGUAAGUUUGUCAUAAAUUUUCUCUAUUCCUGUGAUCUGCCCUCUACUAUUUGUACUAUUUCUAAGGUUAGGGUUACAAUAAUAAUUGAGUGAGGCUCAAUUAGCUCCUAAUGCUAUUCUUCUUUCGAAUGUAACCGCUUUAUAUUGUAAAGCGCUACGGAAUCUGUUGGCGCUAUAUAAAUGGCAAUAAUAAUAAUAAUAAUAAAACAGUUUAACAGUUAGCCUCACUCAAUUAUUAUUCUAACUAAGAAAUAAAAGAAAUAGUGGAGGGCAGAUAAGAGGACAUUUAGGCAUAAGGUAAGGUUUAAAAUUAGGGUUAUGAGCUAAUUUAGCCUCACUCUAUUAUUCUAACCCUAGAAAUAGUGAGUUGUUUUUAUUUUGUAGUAUUAUUUUAGGCAUACUGCCAAAUACAGGGAUCUGGUUAGAUCAGUCAAGUUUAUUUUUUUGAAGGUUACAUUGGUUCUUGUUUUUUUACUCUUUUUGCUAAUUUAUGUUUAGGAAGGAUUCAUAGUUUUCAUCAAGUAUAUAGGUGACUAAUAAGAGUACCCCUAUCUCCUAUGACCCAUAUUCUAAACAGCUAUAUAAACUGUUAUCUAGUAUUAGUACAUAUCAAUUAUUGAUAUUCCAGUAUUAUUAGUGCAGCCAGCAUUCUUCAUUGCUGAGCUAAGAUUAGUAUUUUGUUCUAUGUUGAUAAAGUGGGAUUAGUACAAAUAAUACAUUUUGGGGGAUUAAUCAUGCUUGAAAUGUUUUUUUUUUAAAUGAAUAAAGCAGUGAUGAGGUUGUUUAGAACAUUGCUAUGGCAAUGUACACCUGUAUGAAGAUACCAUGUAUCAAUAUACACAUCGCGGAAAUUAAUUUUGGCAUGUAUAGAUAGGAAAAUCUGAAGCAUUCAUCUGACCAUUUACUUCCUUUUUUAUAUAUAUAAUCUGGUAUCAGAGAACGCAGUAAAUAGAUUUGAAUAAAAUGUUAUUCUUACCAUUGAAAUAAGGAAUGCGUGUUGCCUUUUUUCUCUCUCUUUACAAACCAAAGUGACAUCUUUAGCCAGCAUGCACUUUCAAAUCCAGGUAUACUUCAGGCGUAGUUUUACCAAACACCACCCCUUCUCCUCCAUCCUAGGGUCCUACAAAAAUCUCAUAGGGUUUUCAUACUCUGAUUAGAAAGAUUUAUCUCAAUCACCACUUUUUGACAACUAUUCUAGGCGUGUAUUACUCCUGCCUUGCUCACAGACGCGGUACCCCUGCUCUAGAGUACUACAAAUGCCCUCAGAUCCUUACCUCUCUCAAUCUCUCAGCUAGCCUCAUCUCCUCAGACCAAUCCAUUCCUGCCGUUUCCUCCUGUCUAUUGAAGUUAGUUUCUAUGUUAGUGAACGUGUUCAGUGGAAGCAAGAGAUGUCCAAGUUAUAUAUCUCUUUAUUUAGCCCUUCUGCGAUCAUAAUAUAGGGGGUCCCAGGUUGCCCAGCAGCUUCCUGCUUUCUUCACAAUGUUCCAUUGUAAGGAGGUUCCAUUGUGACAUCACGGGCUUGUGUGUGUCCAUAUAUGGGCAGUUACGUCACUGGAGCUUCCCCGGGCGGGUAUAAAAGGAGCCGGAGUCCCGAGACAUAGCAAUCCAGAGAGCGGAGAGAACCGAUAACCCCUUGUCUGCACCCCGGGGUACAGAGCAUCACCUUACCCAAUACCCAUACACCCCGGGUACCUGUACCCACCUGGCCAGUCACUAUGCGAGCACACCUUGGGUAACCCCACAUUAGCAGUCCGAGCUGGCCGUCCAUGCAUUGUAUUAUUAUUUCUGCCCAUUAUUUGUUAUUAUUCCCCUCUUCUCACCUGGCCAGCGGUAGAUGUAGCUGUCCCUCCAUUCGUUCCCUCUCCGUUCUCACUCUGGACAUGCCAUCCCCGGGGCAGAUGUGAGAGCAGUGCCCAUACAGGGGUAGGUAGGUCUGACCCCCGCCAUGGGACACAGCUAGUCAUUCCUCCCUCCGGGCAGCACUCUCAGCAUCCCCGGGGCAGGCUCGGGCACCAAGAUCAUAGCCUGCCCACCUACCUGCUGUCCAGCCCCAUCCGUGGAAGGUGUAGGAGGGUGGCUGGACCCCCCACAUUGCUCCUAUUCCCCCCUGGACUGUGCUAUGACCGGAAAGCUGUUGGAUAAACUCCCAGUAAACAUGACCUCGCUUCUUCCAGACCCCCUCUACCCCGAGGAGGGGCAGGACCUACCUGGACCCUUGUCCAUUUAUUCCACCGGGGGCAACGAUCAGCACUUCUCCUCUAUGUCUGCAGGUGGGUGAGAAAAAUCCUCUAGUGGAAAAUGAGUGACAGAUGGUGGGCUAGCUGGUGGGGCAUGCGGUGUGUGAUGUAGCUGUGGAGCACGGUGCUCUGUUUGGGAUCAUGCUUUGGCCAGUGUGGAUGAGUUGGGGACCUUUCAGGAAGGUGGGUGGGGGCGCUAGGUGUGAGCUAGUUUGUAAAGGUGUGGAGGAGGAAUGGAUCUCUAGGGAUGGGGAGACAUGACUACAUUCUCUACAUAGCUCUGCACAGUAUAAUGCUCUGCCAUGCGCUGCUUUGCUAUUCAUCAUUUGGUCCAAAGCUUAGCACCAGUUAGCUCUUUAUUGUAUUCUAUAUCAAUAUCGUCUUAUGUAUGGGUAUUAACAGGGCAUUAGUCAGUCUGUCUAUCCAUCAUGGGGGGAGGCUGAGUGUGUUUUUAUAUUUAUGCUUAUCUUUUAAUGUGUAUUGUUAGUCCAAUAUACAGCAACUCUCUGUUACAUUUAUAUACAUAUACUACACUGUAGUGUUCUACGUGUUUCAUUUCUGUCGGUGGAUAUAUUUUCCCUCAGUGUUCGAUGGACUGUUAUUAUACUGCUCUGCAUGUUCUAUUUCUUCGUACGUUUAUUUCACUGCGAUACUAUAUGCAUUAUUUCACUGCUAUACUGCUAUGCAUUGUGCUACAGUACCUGCUCUCCCUGUUUUAUUUGGGCAGUUAUGUUGCUCUGCAUGUUCUGUGUAUUUAAAUGCUCUGCAUUACUAUAAUAAGGUGUUCAUUUUACUGGAUGAUAAUAAAAUGCUCUCCAUAACUAUAUUAAUUUGCAUUUUUAAAUUUCAAUGGGUAUUUGUUCUAAUGCUUUACAUCUUGUCCACUUGUUUAUUACUUGUCUCUAGAUGGUAUUGUGGUGCUGGUGCAUAUGACCUGGCUUUAUUGCUAUAAUAAUGUACUAGAUGGGAUAUGCCUGGAUUGUAUUGCAUUGUUGUGUAUGUUAUAUUGCUGUGCUGGUAGGAUUACCCUGUACUAUUAUCCACUGUACAUUAUAUUGCUGUCCUGGUGAUGUUGUAGCAUGGCCCUGUAUGUAACAUUGUUGUGCUGGUGGUGUUGAAUAGCAUGGCUAUGUGGUCUGAUGGAGUUGCCUGACUUUGUAUACUUCCAUAGCUAGGCCAGUGGUGGUGCACAGUGUUUUGCAUGGCUCUGUAAGUUAUAAUGCUUCCAAGGCUUCGUUGCCCAGGCAUUAUAUAGCUGGCUCUCUUUUUUUGCAUGGCUCUGCAUAUUAUAUUGCUGCACUGGUGUACUUGCCCAUGUUGCAUUGUGUGGCUGUGUGUUCUAUUGCUGUCCAGGUGAACGUUACUCUGCGGACAGGUUAGCUAACUGUUGCAUAUCUAGGUGCUGUGAUGUCACUGCACGUCAUGCCAUUGCUGAGCGAGUUAAAAUCAUCUGGUUGUGUUUGUGAUUCCGUGGAGAUAAAGAGGAUAAGUUACAUGAGUAAUGUAGAACGUAUGGGUCUCUAGAGUUCUAUUCACACUCCAGCAAUGAGUUGCACCGUUACUGUGCUAUGUGCUUUGCUUCUCACAUCCCAGCGUGUGCCUUAUUACACUGUCUGUGUGCAGUAACCUCUAUGGAAGUACGCUGUGUGACAAUGACACUGCACCUGGGUGCCUGUUGCUCUGCUAUUGAUGGUUAAUUUUAGGGUAACCCAUCACAAGGCACUUCAUUGCAGUUAAAGCUGCUUAGUUCCCUUCUUCAGACAUUUACAGCGUCACAAUGUGGGGGAAGAAAGUCUUUAAAUAUUGUUGCGGGGGUGGGGGAGCUCCCAGCCCUUUGUGUGGGGGAGGCAGGCGACUGAGCUGGGAGGUGACAAGUGGGGGCAGCUGGUGACAGCUCAUAGGAUAGGUAGGAUGAGUAGGUGUAUUGUGGAGGGGGAAAUUCCAAAGUUAACCUCUUCACAGAAAGUGACCUGUUACUCAUUGCAUAGCACCCAAAAUACUGCUUAUUAUAAUGAAUAAUCCUGACAGUGACCCGUGUUUUUUUGGAUUUUCUAUAGCAAUUCUAUAUUCCAGUCUGUGUCAGUUAGUGAUGAUGUCAACAGUGAGAUGUUUUCUGCCUUUUUAACUUUCGUUUCGAAGAGAAAUAAAUGGUCCUAUUGGACAACUUAUAUCAGCUGGGCAUUGUUGCUAUGUAAUUGUUAUUGGAAUUUUCAAAUCAAAGUAUCACAUACAUACACAAAAUAUAGUAUAUGACCAAUAAGUUUGUUGAAAAUUCUAAGGUCCAAUUUAAAAAUACUAUUUCUUUAUAUGUUGGACCUUAGAAUUUCAACAAACGUGGUGUGAUAGGAAAGAGAAGAGAGCAAUGGGAAGAAUCAGUAGAUUAUCCACCUGUGAAGCCCUUGGCAUAUUUCAUUGUGUAGUGAAUUCAUUUCCUGAAUCUGGUACAUAGCCCUGAGAGGUACAUCACUCACUGCAUGCCUUUACUCUGAUACUGAGCCAUGCCUGUGUCAGGUCAGAUAGUAAGUAGAAGGUUAUUAAUGUCCAGCAAAAUACCUGAGUUGCUUGCAUCCUUGCCACUUACCAAGGUAAAACAAUUCCAAAAGUGUUAUUAUUUGUUCUUUUUCUUUUGUGCUGUGCAAUAUACUGCAUGGCAUCACUGGGUCGGGUACUAAAACUGAUUCCUACCCUUUUUUCCACAGAACCAAAUUUAUUUACAUGAUAUUAAUGAUGACCCAUCAAUUUUACAAUUAUCCCAGUGACCUUUUUGUCAGUUCUAACAAUAUAGUGUAAAAUUCCUUCAUUACACUCUUCACACUGUCAGACUGAUCUCCACUGAAUUAAGGAAGGCUACAGUAAAAAAAUUUGUUUUGGGCAGUUGUCUGAUGAAUAUGAUGUGCCUUGCCACUGAUUUGGGGGCAAACUAUAAAAUACACUAUAGAGUGCACACUGCGCUGCCCCACUUAAUCAAAUAGAAACUGCAUUGCUUCAGUGACUCCGAUAAAAAGCAAUAAGGUACAUUUUAUUUAGCAGUCAGGUAAUGUGAAUGGUAUAACAGAUGGGACUCUUGUACAAAUACAAGGCAUGCACUGAUCAGAUCAGAAAGCAGUUUUUGGUACUUUGUAUUGCAUUGUAAAACACACUGCAUGCACUAACUAGAUCAUAAAUUGAGCCCUGAUCACAUUUAAUUGCACCCAAACUAAUCUGCAUGCAUUCACUGGAUCAGAAAUUGGACCAUGAGUUCUUCGUAUGAGAUACUGUAAAAUACAUUGCAUGCACUCACUGGAUCAGGCAUUGGGCCACGGUUGCAUUUUUUUUUUUUUACUCAAAGUAAACUGCCUAUAAUUCAAAAUAUCAACACACACUCAUAGGGUUGUGUACUGAAGUUAAGAAUUGUCAGAAAUUCAAAGUGAGUUCAAGGCAAAUGUCACAUAUAAGACUAAAAUAGCUGAAAUGAAAAUAUUCGCAGUUUGGCUACUUUGGCAUUAAAUUAGAAAUGCACUUUAAUUUCACUUUGAAUCCAAGAUAAUUCUCAUGUUAGUGAAUAACUUUGUCAUUAGACACACAUAUUUAAGCAUCUGUGGACAUCAACUGACCAAUAUUAUUAAUUCACUAUAUACAAUGUACAAAGCUUUCUUUUUUUUAUGUGCAGAAUGCACACAAAUGCCUGUUUGGAAGCUAGAAAUGGCACUAUUUGUUGAGGCUAGUUCUUGGCAGUAUGGACGUUCUGCAAUAUCGAGACUCCCCCAAAAGUGUGUCCUGCAGGGUUGUAGCAGAAGUAACACAACUCUGUGGUGCCUUGUUCUUCGUCUAACACAAAGGUUUCUGCUGGCACUAUCUCUAGAACAUCCUGUAUAAGCUGCAGUUUUUUUUUCUGACUCUUGGUGCUAUGGAGAUACAUUAAAGUGCAUGAAUAAUAUUGCAGUAACCCUCUGCUUGCUGGCUCGAGCUGCACAAAGAAUCUCGCAAGUUUCUCUUCAACACCAUGAGGUUCCGUAAAAAGAUGACAGCUAAAAAAUGGCUACCGAUAGCUGUGCAGAAUGUUAAUAAACAAGUUGAGCUACUUAACUUAAAGAGUAUUUCAGUAAGCAGUUAAUCAUGGUUUGAUACCAAUUAUACAUAUUUUGUAAACUGUCAAUGAGAAAGGAGCUCUGUAUGAUUAUGUCUAAAUAUUUAAUGAGAAUGUCAACCCUGUAUCGCAUGAUGGGUAUAUCCAAUAUCUUAUCUUGCCUUAUAUACUUAUGUUCACCCCUGCUAUCUUUCAGCCCCUCACUGCAUCUUUAGUGCUCUCUAAAUGCAAAACCCCAUGGAGUCUGACAUGUUGAAAUCUUUCAAGAACUACUAAUUGUGCUCGUAAAAUAUGGCCAGUGUAUUAUUUUCAGUGCCUCAUUGUUUCUUUCUGUCCCCUUCAGAUAAUGUUAUGGAUUUAGGCUUGCCUAACGAGAAAAAUUCACAGGACAUUUCCUAUACAGGCACCUUUCAGCCGGGCAACAAGACAGUCACCUAUCUGGGCAAAUUCUCCUUUGACUCUCCUUCUAACUGGUGCCAGGAGAACAUCAUCAGCCUAAUGAGCGCUGGCAUCCUUGGUGUGCCAACAUCUCAAGCGCCCAGUGGAGGAGGGGGAAAUGGUAGUGGUGGAGGUGGUGGUAUCAUGGGACAGUCUCAGAGUGAAGUAGAAUCUAUGUUUCAUGGCUUACCACCCUAUGCCAGUUGUGGAGACCUGUAUCAUGAUCAGGUUGGCUUCCAAGGUGGAGGUAUGGCCCCCUACACUUCCCAAGACUACCAAUCUGCCAAGCAGGGUCUGGACUCUAGUGUCUUUCCAAUGAUACCAGACUACAAUCUUUUCCAUCAUAAUACAGAGAUGCCCACCGUGGACCAGAAGCCUUUUCAAAAUAUGGAGGCCAUGCGGGUUAAUCCACCACCUAUAACCCCAUUGGAGACCAUCAAAGCAUUUAAAGAGAAGCAGGUCUUACCAAGCUUUGGAGGAAUGAGUCACCAGGCUCCCCUCCCACUCAAACCAAUAAGGCCUAGAAAAUACCCGAACCGCCCUAGCAAGACCCCUCUACAUGAGCGACCCCAUGCAUGCCCUGCUGAGGGCUGUGACCGACGUUUCUCACGUUCCGAUGAGCUGACACGACAUCUGCGCAUCCACACAGGGCACAAACCCUUCCAAUGCCGUAUUUGUAUGAGGAGCUUCAGCCGUUCUGACCAUCUUACUACCCAUAUCCGCACCCACACAGGAGAGAAGCCCUUUGCCUGUGACUUCUGUGGACGUAAGUUUGCACGAAGUGACGAAAGGAAGCGGCAUGCCAAGAUCCACCUUAAACAGAAGGACAAGAAGGGAGGGGACAAAGCAGCUUGCUCUCCUUCAGUGGCUGGGACUCCUGCAGUUACCUCUUGCGCAUGAAGACCCUACUUUUUUUAAAGGAAUGGAGGACUCUGUGAAAUGCUGCUCUGCAUGUCAUCACUGUUUGCACCUAUUUCCUGCCAGAUAUUUCCAGAUUUUGUGGCUUUUCUGGUAGUUCUGUAAUGCAUUACAUUCAUAACUUCUUCCCUAAGAGUAAUCUGGAGAGCAUCUCUGGGUUCAUCAACUAGUAAAUGUAAACUAGUAUUUGAUCCAUACGCUUGUUAACUGUACUUACUGAGCAUUACUAAAAUGUGCACAUGUCAAGACGUUGCACCAACUGGCCACUGCUUCACCCUCCAUGUUUUUUUCCAACCUGAGAAGAAUGUCACCACCUUUUUCUCCUGAUGCUUUACUUGCUGAGUGAUGCUUCAGCUAUCAUAUCUUGAGCAACUCUGGUUUCCUACCUCCGCAGCAUACCCUUUAGCCUGCAGAGCCUCACUCCAUGUGUCUGCCUACUCUAAACAUUUAGAGAGACCUGGAGUGUCAAGAGUUUGACGAUGUAAUGGUAACUGUAAAUGGAAAGUCCUGGGGUCCAUAAAUUGCUGCUUGGUUAACAUAAUCUGCUGCUGUUUCCAAACAUUACAACCCAGUGUGCCUGCUGACCCUUUCUUCUCUUCCAAAAUAUCUUCCUACCUUUUCUUUCUUCUUUAAUCUCACCUAUAUUCAUUCUGAUAUUUACCUCUAUGUUCAAACCAGCGGUUCCAUCUAUCAUUCUGUCAAAAUGGCUUCCUCUAUCAUUGUGAAUUCACGUUGUCCGUUAUUAUCGUUUCUCCUCAAAAAGUCCCCAUUAUUUUGGCACAAUUACUUGCACCAUAGUUCUGCUUCAAUCUCUCGUUAUUCUGUCUUCAUUGUUCAUUCUAUCACUAGUUUCCACCAUUCUGCCUAUAAUGUUCUGUCUAUAAUUUAUUCUCUAUUGCUUAUUUACUCCUUUCUUUCAUUUCAUACAUUCUUGCUCUCUCUUUUGCUACCUUCAUUUCUCACUUUUUCCUUCUCUCUUCUCUCUCUCUUUUUUUCCCUUUCUCCUCAUCAAUCCCUUACUCUUGCCUCUACAUUUCCCCCUCCUUCUUCUGUCUCUCUCUGGUUCAUGCACCCCCCUGCUUUUCUUUUCAACGUCUGUCACACAAUUUUAUUAGAGGAAAAAAAACAGCUACAGCUUGAAACAAAC
Molecule: messenger RNA, 14941 nt
Organism: Pelobates cultripes (western spadefoot toad)
Lineage: Eukaryota; Metazoa; Chordata; Amphibia; Anura; Pelobatidae
Source: the annotation of a GenBank genome assembly